This is a messenger RNA of Rhododendron vialii, 1503 nucleotides long. Its product is annotated as protein ACCELERATED CELL DEATH 6-like. The record is from RefSeq and is a predicted model, not a curated record. The transcript has 3 exons. NCBI's taxonomy places the organism in Eukaryota, Viridiplantae, Streptophyta, Magnoliopsida, Ericales, Ericaceae. Gene Ontology annotation, molecular function: protein binding. The coding region runs from base 294 to 1172 and encodes 292 amino acids.
GAAUGGAGGAAUUGCUCUGUGAUGCAGCCAUGAGAGGGGAUCUAGAAUCACUACAUUAAAUAAUUGCAAGGGACAAUUACAUUCUGGAUAAAGCUUUGGUGGGAAGUUUCAAAGGGAAAAAUCCGCUUCACCUGGCCACGUCAACAGGGCAAGCAGAAUUUGUUCUAAAACUUCUGGAAAUUAAACCGAAGCUUGCUGAAGUUAUAGAUACGGAACUAGGUGCGGCUCUUCACAUAGCCUCCGCUAAUGGGGACGUAAAGAUUGUGGAAGCUUUAGUGGAGCUUAGCCCUGAGAUGUGCAUGACUCGUGAUCGAGAUGGUAAUAACCCUCUUCAUAUCGCUGCGAUGAAAGGUAAGGUCGAUGUAUUGGAAAAGUUGGUUGAAACCUGCCCCCGCGCAGCUCAAGUUAUCUUAGAUCGAGGUGACACUAUUUUACACUUGUGUGUAAACUAUAAUCAACCCGAGAGUCUCCAACUAUUACUUGAGAUGAUUAGAGAUCCCGAAUUUGCAGAAUCUAAGGAUGCCAAUGGCAACACCCUAUUACACAUAGCUGUUUUCGGUAAACGUUUUGAGAUUGUCAAACAUGUACUUAUCCAUACCGAAAUUUAUGUGAAUGCAAUAAAUGGAGCUGGGUGGACUGCGAUGGAUAUUUAUUUCUUUGUUCAAAAUCGUCCACAUCAGAAAGAAGUGGAUGUUCGUAUUGAAAAUUUUCUACGUGCAACUGGGGCUAAAAGAUGUAGACAGAUGGCACUGAUGAUUCCGUCUCCAAGGGGGAAGAAAUUAAUGCAGACAUUAAUGGUUGUAUCAUCCCCGUAUGCGACUAUGGCAUUCCAAGUGGGAGUGAACCCUCCAGGCGGUGUUUGGCAAGACAAUUUUAAAGAACACAUAGCCGGAAAAGCUAUAAUUGCUUAUAAAUAUCCGAAAUCAUAUUCAUGCUUCAUGUAUUUCAACACGGUAGGAUUCCUUCUGUCUUCGUCUUUAAUCUUGUUUCUCCUAAUGGCUUCUGUGCAACUGCGCCCAAAACGUCGUAGGGGGUGGGUUAUACUUGGGCUGCCGGUUCAUGACCACGGCGUUCGCUUAUACAUAUUCCGUCAUUGUCGUCUCACCGAAGCAUAUGAUGGCCGUAACCAAUACCAUUUCGGUUUCUGUGAUCGUGUGGGCCUAGCUUUGUGAUGUUACUUUUUGCCGUAGCGGCAGUGGCUACCCAUGAGCUUGGGAGACCAAAGAUAGGCAGAGAUGACUUCCAAAUGCAGUUGGCGAGAACGUGUCAAGUGUUUGAUCUCUCUCUCUCUCUAACUCUAGGUGACCGAUACCACCGCCCACUUACGAAAAUCCUAAUUAAAGCCAAAACAUCUAUAUGAAGCUUCAUUAUGGGGACGUGUUAUCGGACACUUUUUUUUUCAUACUUUGUGGUUAUGCUGCAAAUUUAUGUUAUUCAGUGUCAUGUAUUUAUGUUAUGCGUAUCAUGAAUGGAUACAAGAGACAUGUGUGGUUCAUGGGAUAA